Didymella exigua CBS 183.55 is the source of this 237-nucleotide messenger RNA. RefSeq lists its product as uncharacterized. Bases 1 to 237 code for a protein of 78 amino acids. Lineage: Eukaryota; Fungi; Ascomycota; Dothideomycetes; Pleosporales; Didymellaceae. The record is from RefSeq and is a predicted model, not a curated record. The transcript is spliced from 2 exons.
AUGUCGUACCAGCAGCCAAACCAGGGCUACUACGCGCAGCCCCCGCCGCAAGGACCGUACAUGCAGGGCCCGCCACCGCCGCAGCAGAUGUACUACCAGCAAGGCCCUCCGCCGCCGCCGCAGGAGGAGAAGAAGGACCGCGGUUGUCUCGCCGCCUGUUUGGCGACGCUGUGUUGUUGUUGGUUGUGUGGCGAGACGUGCGAGUGCUGUCUGGAUUGCUUUGACUGCUGCUGCUAA